AUGGGUGAUCUUCCGUCUUAUCGUGUCGAGCAAGCUCGACCUUUUCAUCGCGUGGGAGUCGAUUAUUGUGGUCCACUAUUUAUUAAAGAACGGCGAUUUCGCAAUCGCCAAAAAUUAAAGGUUUAUGUAGCCGUUUACGUCUGUAUGUCCACGAAGGCUGUACACCUUGAAUUAGUCUCUGAUCUUACUACUGAAGCCUUUCUAGCCAGCCUGAAACGCUUUUUUUCAAGACGCGGAUUGUCUUCCGAUAUUUAUUCUGACAACGGCAGCAACUUCGUGGGUGCUAGUCGCGAGCUUCAAGAGCUAUACACUUUAAUUAAUUCCCCAGCUCAUAAGAAGUCGAUUCAGCAAUAUGCUGCUGAACAAAACAUAAAUUGGCACUUUAUCCCUCCCAGGGCACCUCACUUUGGAGGGCUCUGGGAGGCUGCAGUAAAAUCAUUUAAGAAUCAUUUGAUACGCACAGUCGGUGAUACAUUAUUAACUUUUGAACAGUUAGAAACUUAUAUAACAGAAAUAGAGGCAAUAUUAAAUUCUCGUCCAAUUUCACCUUUAUCCUCUGAUCCCAAUGACCUUCUACCCUUGACUCCUGGCCACUUCCUCAUUGGUGGACCACUGACCAGUUUCCCACAGGUAGAUUUCACGGAUACCAACUCCAAUCGUCUAUCAGCUUGGCAACACGCUCAGCAAUUAAAGCAGCACUUUUGGAAGCGAUGGUAUAAGGAGUACCUUCAUCAAUUGAUCACCAGAGUUUCUGACAGCAAGAAUCCUGACAAUAUUCAAGUUGGUUCACUGGUUCUCAUCUCUGAGGACAAUCUUCCACCUCUAAAGUGGGCACUAGGCCGUGUCAUAUCGGUUCAUCCAGGAGCAGAUGGAGUGGUGCGUGUAGCCACUCUGAAGACGGCUUCCGGAGAGUAUAAACGCUGCGUGAAGAGAUUAUGUCCAUUACCCGUCAACUAG
Microplitis demolitor is the source of this 957-nucleotide messenger RNA. RefSeq lists its product as uncharacterized. Lineage: Eukaryota; Metazoa; Arthropoda; Insecta; Hymenoptera; Braconidae. The record is from RefSeq and is a predicted model, not a curated record. The transcript has a single exon. Gene Ontology annotation, biological process: DNA integration. Bases 1 to 957 code for a protein of 318 amino acids. Gene Ontology annotation, molecular function: nucleic acid binding.